CCCCGUUUCGAGACGCUGACGUAGGGAGACGGCAGAAAGGGUCGCCGUCGUAGUCACUGCGGCGCAGCUGCUCCCUCGCCUUAGGAGAAGGAGAACGAUGGCCUUCGCCCAGAGUCCCCUCUGGAGUCUUUGCGUCCUUCUGGGCCUCCUGGUGCCGCCCGGCGAUUCCUCUGAACAUUGUGAGGCUUACACAGAUUCUGAUGGACUUUGGCAUCCACAGCAGACUUGCUUAGAAUAUUGUUGUGGAACCUGCACUAAUCGUUAUUGUUGCUCCGACCUCUUUAAAAAAAAUUAUCAGUUUAUUUGUUCCGUGGAAAGGCCACUUCCAUCUUUCAAGCCUGAACCAUUCAAGAUGGACCCAGAUUUUGAAGAUCUAUAUUCAUCUGAUUUCAGUGGGACAUUUAUAGCAAUCGGCAUUUCAAUUUUUGUCGUGUUUGUAGUAGCCAUCAUUCUCUGCUUCACCUGCUCAUGUUGCUGCCUGUAUAAAGCCUGCAGAAGGAGACCGCAGCCUAUAGUCACCACAUCCACAACUGUGAUGCAGAUGCCUUACCCUCAACAGCCUGCGGUUCCAGUUGCUUAUGCUGGAGGAGCAUACCAAGGAUACAAUCCACUGCCGGUACAGCCCCAGCCUGGAAUGCCAGCAGCACCCUACCCAAUCCAGCACCCUCCGCCCUAUCCUACACAGCCUAUAAGGCCACCACCAUACCAGGAAACUGUGGCAGCUGGUGCCUCAGCUCCUUCAGCUCAACCCCCUUAUAAUCCAGCAUAUAUGGAUCCUCCAAAGGCUUCCUAUUAAAUGGACUUUUGCUCUGUGUCUCUGUGGAAGCCUCUUCAAACUGCCUUUUUCACAAGGAGUUAUUUCUGAAGAUAUUAUUCCGACAUAUCUGUUUGGAGGGGUGGGCCACAGUUUAGACAAUUUUAUUUACAGUGCAUUGAGACGUGCAAGAAAUUCAAGCAAUUAAAAUAUGUUUUUUUUGGUAAAAAAAAAAAAGUAGGGAUGAAUCUAAGAAAGAACUUAAAAAGUAAACAUCAAGAAUAUAAUUGGAUUAAAUAGGAACAAUCAUUUGUGGAAUUAUUUUGUCAUUUCAUCAAAAUCAAUUAAGAAUGGGCUAAUCUCUACUUCAGGGAAGAGUAACAUCUGCUGUGAAACAAUGUUUUAUAAGUAAUAGGGAAAUAGCUCUUUAGCAACAAAUGGGGCAUAUUGUUCAAUAAUUCCCUUGUUUUUGUCCAUUGCACAGCUAUUCAGUAUCUCAGUGCAAAUAUUUGAAUUUCACUGGAAUUUUAUCACGAUACUAAAAAAUCUUUUGUAUCCUC
Messenger RNA from Crotalus tigris (Tiger rattlesnake), 1314 nucleotides. It is a transcript of the gene SHISA5, whose product is annotated as shisa family member 5. Gene Ontology annotation, cellular component: endoplasmic reticulum. NCBI's taxonomy places the organism in Eukaryota, Metazoa, Chordata, Lepidosauria, Squamata, Viperidae. The coding region runs from base 98 to 796 and encodes 232 amino acids. The record is from RefSeq and is a predicted model, not a curated record. Gene Ontology annotation, biological process: positive regulation of canonical NF-kappaB signal transduction. The transcript has 6 exons.